AGUGUCCAGAACACGGAGUGAGUGAGCAGUCUCAGUGGAGAGCUGCUGGAUUUCAGAGACCAGGACCAGGACCAGGACCAGAGCGGAAUGGAGGAGGAGCAGCAGAAGCCGGAGCAGCGGAGCAACAAGGUCCCCAGAAGAGCAGCAGCAGGCUCGGCCUCUGAUAGCAGCGGUGUUCAGAAACGGAGAGGAGGAGGGGGACUCAGACAUCACAGCUGUCAGCACUGUGGCAAGUCCUUCACAACAUCUGGAAGUUUAAAGAGUCAUCAGAGAGUUCACACGGGAGAGAAACCAUACAGCUGUGAACACUGUGGGGCAGCUUUCACACAGUUAAGUACGCUCAAAAGUCAUCAACUCAUUCACACUGGAGAUAAACCCUACAGCUGUGACAUAUGUGGGGCAGCUUUCAAACAGUUGGGUGCGCUCAAAAGUCAUCAGCGCAUUCACACUGGAGAGAGACCGUACAGCUGUGAUCAAUGUGGGGCAGCUUUCAAACAGUUGGGUGCGCUCAAAAGACACCAACUCAUUCACACUGGAGAGAAGCCGUACAGCUGUAAACAAUGCGGAGCGGCAUUCACAACGUCGGGUAAACUUAAAGUCCACCAACGCAUUCACAGUGGAGAGAAACCGUACAGCUGUGAACAAUGCGGGGCAGCAUUCACACACUUAGAAAACUUAAAAUCCCACCGACGUGUUCACACUGGAGAGAAGCCGUUCUGGUGUGAGCAAUGUGGGAAAACCUUUUCUCAGAGUGAUACCCUUAAAAACCACCAACGCAUUCACACUGGAGAGAAACCGUACAGCUGUGAACAAUGCGGGGCAGCUUUCACACAGUUGGGUGCGCUCAAAACACACCAACUCAUUCACACUGGAGAUAAACCGUUCAGCUGUGAACAAUGCGGGGCAGCUUUUACAGCGUUGGUUAACCUUAAAAUCCACCAACGCAUUCACACUGGCGAGAAACCGUACAGCUGUGAACAAUGCGGGGCAGCUUUCACAACGUCAAGUAGUCUUAAAGUCCAUCAACUCAUUCACACUGGAGAGAAGCCGUACAGCUGUGAACAAUGUGGGAAAACUUUUUCUGUGAGUGGUACCCUUAAAAGACACCAACGCAUUCACACUGGAGAGAAGCCGUACAGCUGUGAACAAUGUGGAGCAGCUUUCACAACGUUGUGUUAUCUUAAAGUCCACCAACUCAGUCACACUGGACAUAAACCGUACAGCUGUGAACAAUGUGGGAAAACUUUUUCUCACAGUGGUUCCCUUAAAAGACACCAACGCAUUCACACUGGAGAGAAGCCGUACAGCUGUGAACAAUGCGGCGCAGCAUUCACACGGUUAAAGAGCUUAAACUCCCACCGACAUGUUCACACAGGAGAGAAGCCGUUCUGGUGUGAGCAAUGUGGGAAAACUUUUUCUAAGUUUCAGAACCUUGAAAGACACCAACGCAUUCACACUGGAGAGAAGCCGUACAGCUGUGACCAAUGCAGAGCAGCCUUCACAACAUCAUAUAACUUAAUAACCCACCGACGUGUUCACACUGGAGAGAAGCCGUUCUGGUGUGAACAAUGUGGGAAAACUUUUUCUCAGAGUAGUGCCCUUAAAGUCCACCAACGCAUUCACACUGGAGAGAAGCCGUUCUGGUGUGAGCAAUGUGGGAAAACUUUUUCUCGGGGUAAUAGCCUUAAAAAUCACCAACGCAUUCACACUGGAGAGAAACCGUACAGCUGUGAACAAUGCGGGGCAGCUUUCACAACAUCAAGUAGUCUUAAAGUCCAUCAACUCAUUCACACUGGAGAGAAGCCGUACAGCUGUGAACAAUGUGGGAAAACUUUUUCUGUGAGUGGUACCCUUAAAAGACACCAACGCAUUCACACUGGAGAGAAGCCGUACAGCUGUGAACAAUGUGGAGCAGCUUUCACAACGUCGUGUUAUCUUAAAGUCCACCAACUCAGUCACACUGGACAUAAACCGUACAGCUGUGAACAAUGUGGGAAAACUUUUUCUCACAGUGGUUCCCUUAAAAGACACCAACGCAUUCACACUGGAGAGAAGCCGUACAGCUGUGAACAAUGCGGCGCAGCAUUCACACGGUUAAAGAGCUUAAACUCCCACCGACAUGUUCACACUGGAGAGAAGCCGUUCUGGUGUGAGCAAUGUGGGAAAACCUUUUCUAAGUUUCAGAACCUUAAAAAACACCAACGCAUUCACACUGGAGAGAAGCCGUACAGCUGUGACCAAUGCGGAGCAGCAUUCACAACAUUAUUUAACUUAAUAACCCACCGACGUGUUCACACUGGAGAGAAGCCGUUCUGGUGUGAACAAUGUGGGAAAACUUUUUCUCAGAGUAGUGCCCUUAAAGUCCACCAACGCAUUCACACUGGAGAGAAGCCGUUCUGGUGUGAGCAGUGUGGGAAAACAUUUUCUCGGAGUGGUAACCUUAAAAGACACCAACUCAUUCACACUGCCUCCUCUUGAACAUUUUCUAAAGCCAAGCUGUUGUUAGAAAAGAGAGAGGGAACAGAUAGUGUGAGUCAAGAUGCUGUUUACUACCCAGACAACAAAAGAGAGCAGUCAGAGCCCAAAGUAGCCGAGGUCCAGGACCACUGCAGGCACUAACCUGCUUGAUAAAUAUGGAAGAAGAACAAAGUGGGGAAUUUGUCAGAGCACAUAACAUUGGGUAAAAAAAGAGCAUGUAAAGAUGACAAGUGAAAAUCAGUGCUGUGAAAAACAGGAUGAGUGUAACAUAACAGCUGUUUUCCAAGGAAUCAGAUUAUGAGAUAUUCAUGGUUGAAGCUUGUAGAAGAAAAUUAUUUCCCAGUUUUAGUCUCAUUUUAUCCUAAUAUCCUCUUUCUGUUCACUGAUUAAGUUGAUCAUAUUUUACCUUAUUUUUU
This is a messenger RNA of Sander lucioperca (pikeperch), 2894 nucleotides long. Its product is annotated as zinc finger protein 345-like. Gene Ontology annotation, molecular function: DNA-binding transcription repressor activity, RNA polymerase II-specific; RNA polymerase II cis-regulatory region sequence-specific DNA binding. The record is from RefSeq and is a predicted model, not a curated record. Gene Ontology annotation, biological process: negative regulation of transcription by RNA polymerase II. The transcript is spliced from 6 exons. NCBI's taxonomy places the organism in Eukaryota, Metazoa, Chordata, Actinopteri, Perciformes, Percidae. Gene Ontology annotation, cellular component: nucleus. Bases 88 to 2478 code for a protein of 796 amino acids.